AUGUAUGCUACUCGAGCUUUGAGAAUGAUGGCCACUCGCCGUAUGAUGAGUCCUAUUCCCAAAGAGGAACAGAGCGACUACGUCUUCAGCAUACCACAUGAAAAUGCAAAGUAUCCAGAUAUUAAUAAACCAGCAGCACACACUAUCUCCCAGCGCCUCCGCAAAUUGCGACAAAUUCCGGCAGAAUUAAUUCCUCUCGGCGUUGUCGUCGUAUUCGCUGUGGGCGCGGCCGGCUACUCGAGUCUUCGCAAGUUUAAAGUAGACAAGACUAUGCGACUUAGCCGUCAAAACCGGAAGGACGAGCCCACCGAACACGGCGAGGGGCAUCAUUAA
This is a messenger RNA of Hypoxylon fragiforme, 333 nucleotides long. RefSeq lists its product as uncharacterized. The record is from RefSeq and is a predicted model, not a curated record. Lineage: Eukaryota; Fungi; Ascomycota; Sordariomycetes; Xylariales; Hypoxylaceae. Bases 1 to 333 code for a protein of 110 amino acids. The transcript has 4 exons.